AUGUCUUCUAUGAAGGUCCACGCUUCUUCCCCCCGUGGCUCACCCACUCCGUUGGGCAAUGGCCAUAGCGUGAUAUCUGUUCAAGGUAGCACUGGGGGUGUCACUGCUUCGCCUGGAAACAUGUUGAGUGAGAGCAACAUAGCAACCCUUCGAUCAUCGGACGGUCAGCAGAAUGUUGCAACUGGAAACUAUUCCAUGCAGCGCUGGCUUCAAGACGACACACGUAUGCCGGGCAGGUCCAACAAUGGUACUGUCGCUACAAACGGAGACUCUUCUCAUAUCGCCUCCAGCGGAGGCCCGAACAUGGUUGUGGUACACCAGACACAGCUCAAUCUCCCUAACUCCCCUCACGACAUCCGCUAUGUCGGCUCUUGGACGGGUCAGCUUCCCAUCCGUAAGAAGAACAACCAGCACUAUGGGUCGAACCAUUAG
This is a messenger RNA of Alternaria atra, 432 nucleotides long. RefSeq lists its product as uncharacterized. The coding region runs from base 1 to 432 and encodes 143 amino acids. The transcript has 3 exons. NCBI's taxonomy places the organism in Eukaryota, Fungi, Ascomycota, Dothideomycetes, Pleosporales, Pleosporaceae. The record is from RefSeq and is a predicted model, not a curated record.